AUGGCAAACCCAACAACAGGGAAGUCCUCGAUUAGGGCUAAGCUUUCUAACUCAUCGCUAUCAAACCUAUUUAAAAAAAAUAAAAAUAAAAGACAGCGUGAGGAAACGGAAGAGCAGGACAAUGAGGAUAAGGAUGAGAGUAAGAACCAGGAUGAAAAUAAGGACACACAGCUCACUCCCCGCAAGCGUCGCCGGUUGACGAAGGAGUUUGAAGAGAAGGAGGCUCGUUACACCAACGAGUUGCCCAAGGAACUGCGCAAGUAUCGUCCUAAAGGUUUCAGAUUCAAUUUGCCUCCAACGGAUAGACCCAUCAGGAUAUAUGCAGAUGGUGUUUUUGAUCUUUUCCAUCUUGGCCACAUGAAGCAACUGGAACAGUGUAAGAAGGCUUUCCCCAAUGUAACACUGAUAGUUGGUGUGCCUAGCGACAAAAUCACUCACAAACUAAAAGGUUUGACUGUGCUGACCGAUAAGCAGCGUUGUGAAACUUUAACGCACUGCAGAUGGGUUGACGAAGUCGUGCCCAACGCUCCCUGGUGUGUCACCCCAGAAUUUCUACUAGAACACAAGAUUGACUACGUGGCACAUGACGAUAUUCCUUACGUUAGCGCCGACAGCGACGAUAUCUACAAGCCAAUAAAGGAGAUGGGAAAAUUCUUGACUACCCAAAGAACCAAUGGUGUCUCUACAAGUGAUAUUAUCACAAAGAUCAUCAGAGAUUAUGACAAAUAUUUGAUGAGAAACUUUGCAAGGGGUGCUACCAGACAGGAGCUGAACGUUUCUUGGUUGAAGAAAAACGAACUGGAGUUCAAAAAACACAUCAAUGAAUUCAGGUCAUAUUUCAAGAAAAACCAGACAAAUUUGAAUAACGCCUCCAGAGACUUGUACUUCGAAGUCCGUGAAAUCUUGCUAAAGAAAACGUUGGGCAAAAAACUCUACUCCAAGUUAAUAGGCAAUGAAUUAAAGAAACAAAAUCAACGACAAAGAAAACAGAAUUUUUUGGAUGAUCCGUUUACUAGGAAGCUAAUCAGGGAGGCCUCUCCGGCUACAGAGUUUGCCAACGAAUUUACGGGCGAAAACUCUACCGCUAAAUCACCGGAUGACAAUGGAAAUCUUUUCAGUCAGGAAGAUGAUGAAGACACAAAUUCUAACAACACGAAUACAAAUUCAGAUUCAGAUUCAAACACUAACUCAACGCCUCCCAGUGAAGAUGACGACGACAACGACAGGUUAACUUUGGAAAACCUAACACAGAAGAAGAAACAAUCAGCGAACUGA
Saccharomyces cerevisiae S288C is the source of this 1275-nucleotide messenger RNA. RefSeq names its product choline-phosphate cytidylyltransferase (gene PCT1). The transcript has a single exon. Gene Ontology annotation, biological process: phosphatidylcholine biosynthetic process; CDP-choline pathway. NCBI's taxonomy places the organism in Eukaryota, Fungi, Ascomycota, Saccharomycetes, Saccharomycetales, Saccharomycetaceae. The record is from RefSeq and is marked reviewed. Gene Ontology annotation, cellular component: membrane. Gene Ontology annotation, molecular function: catalytic activity; choline-phosphate cytidylyltransferase activity. The coding region runs from base 1 to 1275 and encodes 424 amino acids.